This is a messenger RNA of Trichoderma aggressivum f. europaeum, 1236 nucleotides long. RefSeq lists its product as uncharacterized. Gene Ontology annotation, biological process: proteolysis. The transcript is spliced from 4 exons. The record is from RefSeq and is a predicted model, not a curated record. Bases 1 to 1236 code for a protein of 411 amino acids. Gene Ontology annotation, molecular function: aspartic-type endopeptidase activity. Lineage: Eukaryota; Fungi; Ascomycota; Sordariomycetes; Hypocreales; Hypocreaceae.
AUGUGGCACUGCAUACUCUUCGUCUUGCUCGCUCCUCUGUGGACACUGGUCACGGUUGUUGCCUCUCCAAACCCAGCUGGAUUCUCGCUCGCCGUGAACCCAAAAGCAGAUGCCUCUCGGAACUUUGUGCGCGAUUGGGCUGCUGCUCGACACAAAUGGGGCAAGGGAGUGCCCAGAGAGAUUGCAUCGGCGUUUGCUCUGAGUGACAGUCUUGGCAUUGUUGAUGUCGAACCCAUGGGAAGCGACGAUAUCUACGUAGCCGAUGUGCAGAUUGGAAGUCCCCCACAGACAUUGAAACUGGCCUUGGAUACUGGAUCUUCAGACUUAUGGAUCCAAUCCACCGAUACUAUGUAUCGUGUCAACGAAAAGGGUCCAUGGGCUCCACGAUAUCACCCAAAUGACUCCACAACAGCCCAUCUCAUCCAAGAUGCCAGAUGGUCGGUGCAAUAUCUGGACGGCACCGCAGCCGAUGGCAUUGUCUAUCAUGACACGGUCUUGCUAGGCGAUUUUACAGUGGUAAACGCAACCGUUCAGUCUGCGAAAAUGGUCACCAGCCGUUUUGAAGAGGAAAUCGAAUUGAGUGGCAUCUUGGGCUUGGCCAAGAGACUACCAAACAACAUUGAACCGCCGGCACCGUCUUUCCUCAGCUUGUUGCGGCAACAGCUCCGACAUCAGGUUUUUGGUGUCGACUUGAAUAGAAAUGCCUCAGGAGUCUUUACUUUUGGCUACAUCAAUGAAAGCCGGGCCUCUGACGAAAUCACAUGGGUCGACACUGACCCUGACAGCCCCCAUUGGGACGUCGAGUUCAAUCUCACCACCUGGGGGGAGACGACCACGCCAUGGUACUCGCAAAAGUUUACAGCCACCAUCGAUACUGGUACCACCUUGAUGUUCUUGCCCGAUAAUUUGGCCAGCGGAUACUGGUUCACGAUCCCAGGCAUGAAGGUCGACGAAAGGCUGGCGAAUGCCUUCACGUUCCCCUGUGAAGUCGCCAAAGAUUUGCCCAAUCUCAUGCUCAAAAUACCCGGCAGCAGCCGUACCCUUACCAUUCCAGGCCCGUACCUCAACUAUGGCCCUGUUGAGAUUGAUCCAUCCUACUGCUGGGGAGGUAUGCAGAGCGCCGAGGAUCUGUCCGUGACUGUCUUGGGGGACAUUAUGCUCAAGGCUCUGUACCUGGCAUUUGAUCUCGAAAGGGGGCGAGUAGGAUUUGCCAACAAACAUCUGCAUGAUGUCUAG